Hyaloperonospora brassicae is the source of this 801-nucleotide messenger RNA. NCBI's taxonomy places the organism in Eukaryota, Oomycota, Peronosporomycetes, Peronosporales, Peronosporaceae. The record is from the annotation of a GenBank genome assembly.
AUGAACACACACUUCGCGCUCGCUGCCAUUGCCCUGGUUGUUGCUGCCUCGGUGAACGGCGACCUCUGCAACAAGGAUCAAAGUCAAGCUGCUAUCGCUUCGAUGUCGGGACUCCUACGGCUGCCGGAGGUCAACUUGUGCGGCAAAAAAUCGGGCUUCAACUUGAUGUCCUCCAAGACGGCGCCGAACCCAACGCAGGAAGACGCUAUGUGCAAGGCCUUCGCAUGCCACACGCUCAUCUCACUUUUGCAAUCGGCCGACCCGCCUGAUUGCGAGAUGAAGAUCCGAACUAGCGGUGCCGCCUUGAACAUCAAGACCAUCGUCGAUGGUUUCGAAUCGAAGUGCAAGUCGCCGAACUCUACGCGGUUCACUGUCCCGCCCACCAAUCCCACGAACUUGAAGACCGGCAAGGCCUUACCAGUGUCCGUGGUAAAAAGCAAGAAGGCCCAGCUGAGCAACGUCGCUAAUAAUCGCGUUGGUACGCGAUACGCGUCUUCUAGUAAGCCCCGACUAGCGCCUCCUACGACCCUCAAGCCCAGACUAGCGCCUCCUACGACCCUCAAGCCCAAACUAUCGCCACAUAUUGGUAAAUUUUCCCCGGCGUCGGGUGGAAGGCAGGAACAGCGAAGCUACGAGGCGGUCGACGAGGACUACGAGACGGACGAGGAGAACUACGAGACGGUCGAGGGGGACAACUCGACGGUUGAGGAAGACCGCGAGUUUGCUGACCCGGUGAGCGCCCCGGUCAGUGCCCCGAAACCCACCAAGGCAAGGGGAUCAGUGAAAUGUAGCGUCUCAUAG